AGGCGCGACUCAACCUGUGGAAGCCGCGAUGAACAGCUGAUCCUCCCGCAGUGGAUAAAACCAGUCACCAUGGUCACCGCCGAGUCCUGAUCUCUCAUCCCACGCGUGGCACUAUGUGAAUAGUUAUUGGAAAAGUAGACAAAAGGAAAAUAACUGAAAAAAAGAAGGGAAAGUAGAGUGAAGGAGUGUUUUUGGAGCGUGUUAUUUCUCCCCCCCCUCCGGUUUGGACCUGUUGAUCAUCAGUGUGACAGACGGACACACAGUCUACCUGCCGCUCCCUGCUCUGCGCUCAUCGACCAUCAAUUAUGUUAUUGUCAAGUUUUCUUCUUUGCAGCUUCUCUCACUUGUUGGCGCCUCUGUUUCUCUGCUACCUGCCGCAAGUCUCCGCACAGAAGCCUGGUCCACGGUGGCUGAUCGGAGACAGAGACUGUGGGGUCAUCUGCACACGGACGCAGGGGAAGCCGGUGUGCGGCUCAGAUGGGCGGAGCUAUGAGACUGGCUGUGAACUGCAGAGGGCACGCUGCAAAGAUAAAACACUGACACUGGCACACCGCGGCAGGUGUCGAGGUAAAAGCUGGGGGAAAAUUGAUCAGUUGCCAGUUGCUCCAGCACCAACAUCCACAUCUGAAGGGAGAGACGUGGAGCUCAAAGAUGCAGGUCAGUCCAAGUGUCGUGUUGAAAGGAACCAGGCUUUGGAACAAGCCAGGAGACCUCAGGAGUCCAUGUUUAUCCCAGAAUGCAACGAGGAUGGAACAUUUGCCCAGGUCCAGUGCCAUACUCUGACAGGUUACUGCUGGUGUGUCACCAGUGACGGCAAGCCAGUGAGUGGCUCCUCUGUGCACAACAGGACCCCGGUGUGUUCAGGAAACUUCCGUGAAUUUAUGGGAACUCAUGCUGGGACAAGUGGAAUGUCAGGGUCAGUAACCGAUAAACCACCCGGGCCACCGAACUCUGGUAGAAAAGUCUCUUUCCGUUUCUUUCUCACCCUAAACCCAGAUGAUGGCUCCAAGCCCACGCCCACCAUGGAGACUCAUGUCCCCCCUGAGGGUGAUGAGAUUACUGCUCCAACGCUGUGGAUAAAACAGCUGGUUUAUAAGGAGAAUAAGCAGAACAGCUCCACUUCCAGGAAGCAAGAGAAAGUUCCCUCUUGUGACCAGGAGCGACAGAGCGCACUGGAUGAGGCUCGGCAGAAUCCUCGGGAUGCCAUUUUCAUCCCUGACUGUGGGCCUGGAGGCCUUUACAAACCGGUCCAGUGCCACCAGUCCACAGGCUACUGCUGGUGUGUUCUGGUGGACACGGGACGGCCUAUUCCUGGAACCUCCACCAGGUACCAGACGCCAGAAUGUGACGGUACUGCACGAUCUCGCAUCUCAGACAUAGAAGACCCCUUCCAAGGCAGAGACCUGACAGGCUGCCCAGAGGGAAAAAAAGUGGAAUUCAUCACAAGCUUGUUAGAUGCCCUCACUACAGACAUGGUGCAAGCCAUAAACUCACCAGCCCCCUCUGGUGGUGGGAGGUUUGUGGAGCCUGAUCCCAGUCACACUUUAGAGGAGAGGGUGGUGCACUGGUACUUCGCCCAGCUGGAUAACAACGGCAGCCACGACAUCAACAAGAAGGAACUCAAGCCGUUCAAGAGGUACCUGAAGAAGAAAGCCAAACCCAAGAAAUGUGCCCGCAAGUUCACCGACUACUGUGACCUGAAUAAGGACAGGGCCAUUUCCCUGCAGGAGCUGAAAGGCUGCCUGGGCGUCAGCAAGGAGGGUAGCUCAACAACAAGUGGCAGCCAAGGGACAAGGCAAGGGACAAAAUUGUUCAUAGGUCGUCUGGUGUGAGAAGAGAAGGAUCCAGAAGCUGAGACGAGAGCAGAGGGCACAGAGGGAAGGCAUCUGUACGCUUGCUGACAGGAAAGAGAAGGAUGGAGCAGAAAAAUUAAGAAGUUCCUGAGUUUCAAAAAAAUGAACAGAAAAACAAGAAAAGAAAACGAAGCGGCGCCAAAAUAUUUGCACUUUCUCCUCCCUAUGUUUGACAUUUUAUCUGUUCGUACGUGUUUUUUUUUUUUCUCUUGAAUUGACUGAAAAGGUCUAGGUAAGAAUGAGAAUAUAUUUGUAAAAAGAUGACUCACCACUGGAAGAUGUGUAUGUCACCACAUUUCCCUUUGUGUUUAGUCUGCUGUUGUGGUUUGUUCUGUCCUCAGAUAACGGGAACAGGCACUAACACACAUUUUGUGGCUAUUAAAUUCAACUUACAUUUCCCCUGUUACACAUAGCAGCACACAGGCCAGUGGUUACUCACUACAGAAGAGCUUACAGUGAGUCACAAUCAGCCCAAAUGUUGCUUGGUAAAGACAAACUCAAAAAGGAAGAGCUAUGGCAAAGUAGACCAAUUUAAACGAAUGUGUAAUGUUGUAUGUGAGCAGGCAAUAUUAAGUGAACGGCAUGUAUUAGAAUUAAACUGUGACAAUGAAGUCUAAUUUAUCAGCACAUAACUAGCUGUAUGAAUCCCCUUGCACUGUACAGAACUUUCUAGCUACAUUAACAUAUUGGCUUAAGAAUCCAAUCUUUUUUGAACAAUGUCCGAGAUGUGCUAUGUCUGGUUUUUGUUCAGUACGUACCAGUGUUGUGAGAAAGCUAGCUGUAUGUAAGUCAUUACUUUACUCGCUUACCACAACGUUACUUAAUGGUGUACUUUUUGUAUGACCCAAAACCAAUGCAAGAUGCAAUGUUGUAUGUAGUUUAUUAGCACAUUGUCUGCACAAGAUGGGGUUGACGUUUUAAUUGUUUUUCUACUUUUUUAUAAAGUUUGUGCUAACAAAACAUGAAAUAAUUAUAGUGAAGAAAAAAUAAAGUCAAAAGAAAACAGUAACAGAUUGUGAGAAUUGAAAAAUGUGUAGCAGCUAAUACGGUAAUAUGAGUACUUUUAAAGUCAUGCAUCUAGCCCAACACUGGUACAGUACAUACACAGUCUUGGAAGUAUACUAAUGCAGCUUAACACUGUAGCACCCAGCAGGUAAAACAUUUCUACAUGCUUGUGGUCGUAUGGACAUAUUAAAGCUGCAUUAAUGAAUGUUUGACCACUAGAGGGCAGAGGCAUUCCAAAACCAGAGACACAGCCCUGGACUAUUAUUGCCUCACAACCUUGUUAUGGCUAACAUUUUAGAAAUACGUUUCCUCUUUACAGAUCUAGCUAACACAGUGAAACAUCAUCCCAAGUUCAACACAUACUGUCUUUUUAGCUCCAUUUUUGGUCUCCACCAACUCCUGAGGGAAAUAAAUCUGGUUCUUUAGCACCUGCAUGUUCACCAGCAAUUUACUAGCAUAUAGUCGGUUUUUUCAUAGCUUAUUUGUUGAAAACAGCUUGAUGAGAGUGCUGAGACCAAACUAUAUAGUAAAUGUGACAUAAAAAGAGUAACUGCUGCAGAGUUGGGUGAUAAUUCUCUGAGGGUUAGUCUGUAAGAGGGUCCCCUUAAUGUUGAUAUAUAAAAAAUAUUGAUUAAUGCAGUUUUAAGUUCAAACCACAAUGAAUGAAUGCCAUGGUUUAACACAUAUCUUGUGUCACAUUGUUGUUCUAUGUGUAAUUUUGUGUCAAGUUACAAAUCAAUGUGACUAGCUAUAUUAUUCUACUAAGUUAAUGUUAGUAUUCAUUUUCUACACAAUCAAACCUAAAAAAACAUCUAAAGAGUCUGGUUUUUACAGUAUGUUAAUGGUGAAUUCUGCAUGUUUUUCUGCAUUUUUCUUGUGUUUGGUGAUCAUAUUUUCAUCGGGCUCCACUGGCUUCCUUUCCAUAAUUACAUCAUCAUCAACAAAUCUCUGAAAAAGACCCCCUGGUGGGGAUUUUAUUUUUCCAGAACCAUUUACAGUCCAGAGAAUGAGUUUUAAAUAUUCUUAAUAGUACCAGGAAAAAGAGGUGGCACAGAUGACUAAACCCGACCAGUAAAUGGAGUAAGAUGUUUACAUGGCUUAGUAUCCCGUUAACAUCAGCUCAUUUCAGCUGUCAUAUUCACGUUUAUCCCAAUUAUUGUAAACAACAUGUGGCAUUUACAAAUGCCAGUUCCUAAAAUAAAUAUUUGAGUCUCCCCAGUAAUAUCAGAGUACAUUUUGUGUAUGUAAACACAUUCAUUGUCUGUCCUCCAACAGUUGAUGUCAGUCCUGCUCUGUGAAACACUUAACCACCACACACACUUGGAGCUUUGCCACCUUAUGUAAGACAAUGCAGUAAGUCUUUUAAAAUAACCCCCAGGGUGGAGCGAGGAAAUACACGAGAAAAAGACAUUUCGGAAUGUAAAAAAUAAAGUUUCCUCCUCACAUUUGGGAACAAUUCAGUUUCAAAAUUGAAGAAUCAUGAGUUUGCUAUUGUGGUCUGAAUACUUGUGUAUUUUUUUUGAGUUGUGUAUUUCUUAGCAUAGUCACUGCAGUGGCUCAUGAACGUGAGACAAAAAAGGCUCCUAUUGUAAAUAUGUACAAUAACCUUUAUUUGUUUGUUUGUUUUACUAAAUUUCCUUGUGGAGCAUA
This is a messenger RNA of Dicentrarchus labrax (European seabass), 4508 nucleotides long. RefSeq names its product SPARC related modular calcium binding 1 (gene smoc1). NCBI's taxonomy places the organism in Eukaryota, Metazoa, Chordata, Actinopteri, Moronidae. Gene Ontology annotation, molecular function: calcium ion binding; protein binding; heparin binding. Gene Ontology annotation, biological process: extracellular matrix organization. The transcript is spliced from 15 exons. Bases 306 to 1832 code for a protein of 508 amino acids. The record is from RefSeq and is a predicted model, not a curated record. Gene Ontology annotation, cellular component: basement membrane.